Messenger RNA from Cordyceps fumosorosea ARSEF 2679, 1110 nucleotides. RefSeq names its product ATPase assembly factor ATP10, mitochondria. The transcript is spliced from 2 exons. The record is from RefSeq and is a predicted model, not a curated record. Gene Ontology annotation, cellular component: mitochondrial inner membrane. NCBI's taxonomy places the organism in Eukaryota, Fungi, Ascomycota, Sordariomycetes, Hypocreales, Cordycipitaceae. Gene Ontology annotation, biological process: mitochondrial proton-transporting ATP synthase complex assembly. Bases 1 to 1110 code for a protein of 369 amino acids.
AUGUCAUCGCGGCGCAUAGGCUUGGCCGCCGCCGGUAGCCUCACGCGACAACACCCCUUCCCCUCGCCAUGCGCGCGCUGCCAAUGGCGCCGCACCCUCUCGACCACCUGCGCGCGGCGCGGGCCUCGCACUGAGAAGCCCGCGGCCGGCGCCUCCAUGGACCCCCAGAGCGAGAUUGCCGGCCCGGCCAUCGAGGCACCGCGCAGCUACGGCAAGCGCUACGAUGGCGUCUUCACACCCAAGCCGCUGCCGCGCCCGAUCGGCAUGCCGCUGCCCCCGCGAGCCGGCGAGAACACGGGCAUCGACGACCGCACGCGCGAGCAGCGCAAGAAGGACUUUGCCGACUGGGACAAGCACCUGGCACGGCGCAAGGAGCUCACCGCGCAGCUCUCACGGCCCUACUUCCGCGACUGGAAUAACCUCAAGUACCACGACGGCAAGUCCUUCAUCGCGCCACCGCGGCUCUUCAAGGCCGAGUUCUCCCUCUUCUUCCCCAACCUCUACGGCCAGACGCUCCUCAAGGACGACAAGGCGCCGCGCGACACCACGCCGCUGCUGACCGGCAAGGCCUCGGUCGUGUCCAUCUUCAGCAGCCAGUGGGCCGAGGCGCAGACCGACAGCUUCACCUCGGCCGCGGCCAACCCGGAGCUGCAGGCCAUCCUGAAGCAGCACGGCGGCGGCAGCGGCGACGGCGGCGACGGCCCCGCGCAGGUCGUGCGGGUCAACUACGAGGACAACGCCGGCAAGGCGUGGCUGGUGCGCAUGUUCAUGGGCUCGCUGCGCCGGCGCUUCCCCGAGCACGAGUGGGAGCGCUACCUGCUCGUGCGCCGCGGCAUCACCGACCACAUCCGCGAGUGCAUCGGCCUGCUCAACGGCAAGGUCGGCUACACCUACCUGGUCGACCAGCACUGCCGCGUGCGCUGGGCCGCCAGCGGUAACGCCAGCGCCGAGGAGAGGGACGGCCUCAACCGCGGCCUCGUCAGGCUGGUCGACGGCAUCAGGGCCGAGGCACGGCUGCCCGCCACGGCGCGAGAGCCCGUGCCCGGACGAAAGGCCAUCAAGGACCUCGCCGAGAAGCGGGCCGCCGACAAGGCGGAGGCAACGACGUGA